Molecule: messenger RNA, 2536 nt
Organism: Ricinus communis (castor bean)
Lineage: Eukaryota; Viridiplantae; Streptophyta; Magnoliopsida; Malpighiales; Euphorbiaceae
Product: primary amine oxidase
Exons: 4
Coding region: 158-2350 (730 amino acids)
Biological process (GO): amine metabolic process
Molecular function (GO): quinone binding; primary methylamine oxidase activity; copper ion binding
Source: RefSeq, a predicted model, not a curated record
UUUUCCCUGCCCUGAAUUCUUAUUACAGGUUUUCCUUGCUCUUAUCCAUUUGUUAGAAUGUAGCUCCUUAUAUACUUGAGUAUCAACACAUAUACACACAUAAACUAACAAACUAGGCAGCCAGUAGAGAAAGAAACCAAAAUAACAAACAUAAGCGAUGGAAUCGAGAAACUUCAUCCGCUUCCUCUUAAUCUUUCUAAGUGGUUCUCUUCUCUUACUCUUCACCUGGAUUAACCUCCCCUACACUCCACCACCGCUCACUUCCACCACUGACUUUCUCGACUCAUGCGCCUCCAAUUCCCGUUGGUGCACCCGCUUCCAACAACCCAAGAACAUCCUCAAGAAACCCCCGAAACCCACGCGCCACCGCCACGAAUCAGACCUUCCUACCCACCCUUUAGACCCCUUAACCAUCCAAGAAUUCAACAAAGUCCGUACAAUCCUAAAAUCACACGACCUUUUCAAAUCAUCUCCUUUCUCUCUUCACUCCGUAGUCUUGGAGGAGCCCGAGAAAACCCUUGUUCUCAAAUGGCGAAAAGGAGACCCCAUGUUACCGAGAAAGGCAGAAGUCAUCGCACGUGUCAACGGCCAAUCACACGUGCUCACGGUUGACAUAAACACAAGCGAUGUUGCUGUACAAGAAACCAAUCCUCUCUCUGGUUAUCCGACCAUGACAAUAGAGGACAUGACUACAGCAACAUGGGCUCCAUUAUCUAACGCUGAUUUCAACCGUACGAUCAUUGACCGAGGUGUCGAUCUUAAGGACUUGGCUUGCUUGCCUAUUUCUUUAGGUUGGUUUGGCAAGAAUGAAGAGAACAAGAGAUUGAUCAAGGUACAGUGCUACUCCAUGAAAGGCACUGCAAAUUUCUAUAUGAGACCAAUAGAAGGUUUGACUGUAUUACUUGAUAUGGAUACUAAAGAAGUGGUGGAGAUAUCGGAUAAAGGCAAGAAUAUACCUAUACCAAAGGCUGCCAACACAGAUUAUCGUUAUUCUUCUGUAGAUGUCAAUCAAGAAAAGCAACUGAUCAAUCCUAUUUCUAUAGAGCAACCAAAAGGACCGAGUUUUACUGUAGAAGAUGAGCAUAUGGUGAAAUGGGCAAAUUGGGAAUUUCAUCUCAAACCCGACCCGAGAGCUGGUGUGAUAAUUUCUAGUGCCAGAGUCAAGGACCCGGAUAGUGGAGAGAUAAGGAAUGUUAUGUACAAAGGGUUCACUUCAGAAUUAUUUGUGCCUUAUAUGGACCCUACUGAUGCAUGGUAUUUUAAGACUUAUAUGGAUGCGGGUGAAUAUGGGUUCGGGUUACAGGCCAUGCCACUUGACCCACUUAACGAUUGUCCCCGGAAUGCCUAUUACAUGGAUGGUGUUUUUGCGGCGGGUGAUGGGACUCCGUAUGUCCGGUCAAACAUGGUUUGCAUAUUCGAGAGUUAUGCUGGUGACAUUGGGUGGCGGCACGCUGAAAGUCCGAUUACAGGUAUGGAGAUUAGAGAAGUGAGGCCAAAGGUGACGCUUGUGGUUAGAAUGGCAGCGUCAGUAGCAAACUACGACUACAUAGUUGAUUGGGAGUUCCAGACUGAUGGCUUAAUCAGAAUUAAGGUUGGACUUAGUGGGAUUUUGAUGGUGAAAGGCACAUCAUACGAGAACAUGAAUCAAGUGACUGGCCAAGAAAAUCUCUAUGGCACUCUAUUAGCAGAAAAUGUUAUCGGUGUCAUUCAUGAUCAUUACAUCACAUUUUACCUUGACAUGGACAUAGAUGGCUCCGAUAAUUCUUUUGUGAAGGUAAAUAUCCACAGGCAACAGACUUCACCCGGAGAAUCCCCAAGAAGAAGCUACUUGAAAGCUACAAGAAAUGUUGCUAAGACAGAAAAGGAUGCACAGAUUAAGCUCAAACUUUAUGAUCCCUCCGAGUUUCAUGUGAUUAACCCAACUAAAAAAACUCGGGUGGGAAACCCCGUCGGGUAUAAGGUGGUUCCUGGUGGCACUGCCGCUAGUUUGCUUAAUCAUGAUGAUCCUCCACAGAAACGUGGAGCAUUUACAAAUAAUCAGAUAUGGGUCACCCCAUAUAAUCGGACAGAGCAAUGGGCGGGUGGGCUAUUUGUUUAUCAGAGUCACGGAGAAGACACUCUAGCAGUUUGGUCUGACAGGGAUCGUCCAAUUGAGAACAAGGACAUUGUGGUGUGGUACACACUAGGAUUCCAUCACAUACCAUGCCAAGAGGAUUUCCCUAUAAUGCCAACAGUAUCUUCCAGCUUUGAUUUAAAGCCGGUGAAUUUCUUUGAAAGCAAUCCUAUUCUUCGGAUCCCGCCUAAUGUCGAGAAAGAUUUGCCUGUUUGCAGGCCCUUUGAUACUGCUUGAGGGUCCAAAUAUGCCUAUGUUCUUUUUGUAAAAGUUUAUGCACCACAUAGUUGAUGUUAAGAAAAAUGAUGUCUGUAGUGUAUGCAAGCCCUGCUACUGUGGACUGUACAAAUUGCUAGUGCUAACAACAAUCGGUGUUAUCAGAAUAAAUAAGAUAUAAAAACGAUGGUCACUCAUUUAUGACUA